This is a messenger RNA of Crotalus tigris (Tiger rattlesnake), 4547 nucleotides long. It is a transcript of the gene C2CD2, whose product is annotated as C2 calcium dependent domain containing 2. The coding region runs from base 335 to 2428 and encodes 697 amino acids. The record is from RefSeq and is a predicted model, not a curated record. The transcript is spliced from 14 exons. Lineage: Eukaryota; Metazoa; Chordata; Lepidosauria; Squamata; Viperidae.
GCGGGCGGGGGGGGGGGUGCGGCGCGUCAGUCAGCUCAGCGGCGCGCGGGGCCGCUCCCGUGACGUUGCGUCUCCCGCUCGCCGCAUCUUGCCGGCUGCGCCUCCGACAUCUCCAGCGCGCCCCUUUGGCCGAGGCGGAAGGCGAACACCUGGCUCCGAGCCCUGUCGCCAGCCGCGCGCUUUCGCUCCGAGCCGCGGCUCUGGACUUGGCCAAGGAGGGACCGGAGGGAAGGACGCAUGCCCGGUGUUUGCCGCGGAGGGAAGGCGUCUUGCCAUGCGAAGGGCUUCCCUGCUCUUGAGAGGAAGAGAACCGGCCCGGUAAAUAUGGUCAGUCAUGUCGUGGCUGGCUUGCUGGCUGGAUGAACUCCAGCGGUUCUCGCUGCUCUCCUUGUUUACAGCCGCUUUGGCCGUCCUGGCCGUCUACCUGGUGCGGUAUGGUCUCAGCGUCCUGCGGCAAGGCGGUGGGAAGCCGCCUCCCCGGCCGUCGCGCCCGGGACUCCUGCAAGAAGACGAGGGGGGCUCCCUUUUCACCUGGCUGCUGGCCCUGAGCAGCUGGAGGGGCGAAUGGCAGAAAGCCUGGGUCGCAGCGCUGAACAAGGAAGCCGGAUUGCGGGAGAACACUUGCUUGUUUACAAUUGAUGAGCAUGCAGCUCAUCAGAAUCAAGAGCUUCGAGUACAAGGAAUGAUAAGUCUAGUAAAAUCUGCUGAAGAAAAGGUGGUUUCCUGUAAUGUAAUUGGAAAUUCCUUCCAUUUUCUUGUCAGUGUCUCCCAAGCGCCACCUCUUACUGGAGAAUGUCAGUCUUACAGUGUAAAACUAUUUCCACUUCAUUUGCAGCUAAAACUUUCAGCAAAAUCCAAAGAGGAAGACAUCCAGAUCAGGUGGUCAUUCAUCUACUCCUCUGAAACAAAUAUUGAAGUCAAACCUACUAAUGUGAAAAAAGAUGAGACUCUUGGGACAUGCACUGUAUUAGAAACAUUUAAAAGUGUGUUGCAGAAUCUCAUCAGUUGUACAUCACCUGUUAUGAUUCUGAGUACAAGAUCUACUGAUAUAAAAGGAACACAGAAUGUAGGGGCCAUUCCUCAGGGUGCUAGUCCUCCUAAGCCUCCAAGGGCUCAUGAACUAAAACUGCUCAUGAAAAACAUCAAAGUAACACUCACCAAUCAUAAUAUUGCAGGUAUCAUUAACCCCAUCUGUGUAGUUCAACUCAAUGACCCUUUGCAGAAAUGUUGUACCUCUUUUGCCAAUUAUCCCAUGGACCUUUCUUGGAAAGAGGAAUUUAUUUUUGAAUUAAAUGCCAAAUCAAAAGAGCUGCAAAUCAACAUUGUGGAAAAUGGGGAAUUGGAUGGUAACUCUUCUGUUUCUGCUAGUGUUCCUUUGGAUUUAUUCAGGAAACAGCCUUCUGGACUGCAAAGUUUUGCAUUAAACAGCCAAUUCAGCAAUAAUAGCUCUGCAAUAGGAUCUGUCUCUGCAGAGUUCUUAUACAUGGAACCUUCAGAAGCAAAAUCACUGCAGGUGCCUGCCAAGCUUCCUGUUGCAAAAGUAGAAAAGGAUCGAACUGUGAUGCCUUGUGGGACUGUGGUCACUACUGUAACUGCUGUGAAAGCCAAGACUUUAGUGGAAGGGAGAUCAUCUAUUCUGCACUCAGCAGUUUCACCAGUUCAAAGUCCUGCUAAACUGAAAAGGAUUGAAAAGGAUUUAUCCAUUCAAGCAAUCCAUUGUCAGAAUGUUUCAGUAAGCAAGGCAUUAUCUUCCUCAGAUACUGAGUUACUGGUGUUGAAUGGCACAGAUCCUGUGGCUGAAGUAGCCAUUCAACAGCUCAGUGAAUCUGCAAAGCAAAAGUUCAAAUCUCCCAGAAAAAAAAGCACCAUCAUAAUAUCAGGGAUUUCAAAGACUAAUUUAUCUCAGGACAGCAAAACUGCACUCAUGAUGGGCUAUGCAGCAGCCAUGGAUGGCUCCUGUAAACAAGAUGAUACUUUUAGUGUUGAAGGGUGUCUUGCACAAUCCCCUUCAGAUGAAAAAGUAUCACUAGCUGCCUCUGAAACGAUAUCUGCCCUUGAAGAACCCCAGGAACACAGCCAUGGUGCAUGGACCUUAGAUGACAGUCACCAUCAAUGGCACAACAAUGCACUACUAGACCAAGACUGUGAUAAGAUAUCAGGGAGCUCUGUAAGCAUCUCAGAAUCUGAAACUGUGAAGAAGUCCAAAGGUAGAAUAUUAAAAAAGAGUGCAAAGUUAUUUUUUCUCCGAAGACACCAUAAAAAAGACCCAGGAAUGAGCCAAUCACAUAAUGAUCUCUCCUACCUACAGCAACCCAGAUCUGAUGGUACUCAAAAGAAAGGAGGAACUUUAACACGAAUUCUAAACAAGAAAACUAUUUUUAAGAGCAAAACCAAACUAAAUGGCUCAUCAGUUGGACCACAUGCAUAAAGUCUAGAACCUGCCAAAUUAUGUUAGCUACACAUGACCAAUUGUUUACAGAAAAAUGAACUACCAUAUACUUUAUGAGAUUUACUAGCAAGGUGAUUCACAGAAGAUAAUAAAGCAUAGUUAGGGAAUAAUUGGAGUUAGAACUAUGGUUAUUAAACUAUAGAGAAUAAUUCAUAUUUAUUUGGAAAAUUAGUUAAUUUAAUUCAGUAGGCCUUAAGUCUAAAAUAUAAUUUCUAAAAAUCAGGUUUAAAAUAUGUUUUUGCUUGAAAUUCAAGUAUAGCUGAGAGUUACAAUGAAAAACUAUUGCAUUAAUACAUAUCUGUAGUUGUUGCAUUUUUAAAGAGCCACAAUGAAAAUUUUAAAUGAGCUAUUGUGCCUGCAGGAAAAUGGAAAAAAAUAAUAAAUUGUGAUAAGGGUUGAUUGAUUUAAGAAAACUGUAGGAGAGAUCUAUAGUAAUCUAUGAGAUCCAAAAAUCAUAUGGAGUCUGGGUUCACUUUUGCAGACUAACACAUGUUAUUAAUAUGCAUAAGCUUUCAUGAACUUUAUGAAGGCUAAUGAAAUAAACUGCAGCUCAUGAAAGUGUAUACCUUUUAAUGAAAUCUGAAAACAUGCUACCAUAUUCCUUCAGAUUUAUGAUCUGGGAAAUAUUUUACUGUGCAGUUGUAUGUUUGUGCACACAUGUGUAUAUAUAUGCACUUGUGUGUAUAUGAUAGGAUUAAUUCUUGUUGUAUGCAUUGGAACUUAAUCCCAGAUAAAAAAUGCAUAAAAUUUCAGCCUUAACAUGUUUCUAGAGAGAAAAUAAAAUAUUGAAUUGGGAAACCUGAUACAGUUGUUGUUAAAUAAAUAUAAAAUGGUAUUGCUUCUGAUAGAUGCUAGUAAUACAAACUGGUAAUUUAUAUAAAUACUUAUUAGGAAUCUAAUUUUUUUGUUCUGUUGGUAUCCUUUUAGUCUCUAGGAUAAUGAGCCCACAGAUUACUGAAGCUUACUUUUCUUACUUCUACAAUACUUGGGAACAAUAUUGCCAAUAUUGCAGUGUGCCUUGGAAAUCCUAAAAUACAGUAUAUUAAUACUUUAAUAGCAGCAUACAGACAGCCAGGGCUUUUUUUCUCAUAGAAUGCCCAGAAUAGAGUUCCGGCACCUUUUUUGGAUGGAACCUUGUAGGGUAGACAAGGCAGGUUGUAUGACAUGUGUGAGUUCCAGCACCUUUUUUUUUUUUUUUUUAGGAAAAAAGCACUGCUGACAGGUAACAUUAGAACAUUAGAGUGCAAACUUUUUCAGUUUCAACUAUUAUAUUUCUGUUUUGACACAAAUUGCUUAUUUGAAAAAAAUAAGGGGACGUGUUCCCCCUUUCUUUAUAUUCAAUAUUAUAACUUGCUCAUUUAAAAAACUGUAUUUCUGUCUAUCUUACCAAACAUUACGUAUUCUGACUUAGUGGGGAUUUGUUGUGGAAUAUGUGGCUUGAUUGUAGAUCCUAGAAUCAAGUUCUAUAUUGCAUUUAUUCAGGGUAAAUCUGGUGCCAGUUCCAUCACUGUGAUUUAAAUCAAUAAAUGAAGAGGAUUCAUAGAAAUGAGGUUGUGCCUCCUGUGGAUCAAUGAUUUGCAUAAACUGCAGUAAUGAUGUUAAGAAUACAGUCUGUUGAAGUCCAACAUGCAAAAGAACAUUACUGAAAUGAAACAGCAAUUUCUGGAAAGUUAUGCAAAUUCUAAUUUUUGUAAUGACAGCAUAUUAUAAACUGACUGCUACGGGGUUAUCUACAUGAAAUACUUUAUUUUCACAGUAAGUGCAGGUUAUCCUUGCUUAACAACCCUAACUGGGACCAGAAUUUCCAUUCAGUGUCAUCAUGACUUCAAACAGUCACUGAAUAAAUGAUUGUUAAGCAAGGACUACCUAUGCUAUGAUUAUCUUAGACACAUAUCUUUGGAUGUAAACUUGCUUCCAUGUAUCUGGAGUUAGAAUCAGUUUGCAUGACAUUCCGUCUUGUCUUUUUAAAAAAUUGUAUAGCUUUAUGUUGGCACAGGACUUGCUCUGUAACUCUUACAAAUACUUGAACGCAUUUAAAACUGUUAUUUGAAUGACUCAAAACUAUGUUGCUGGAUUUUAAAGAAAAGUACCAAAGGUA